AUGGACAAAAAGAACCUUAUAGCGCGCGCUUUAAUAACAGCAAUAACCAGUUGUUACGUAAAACGGUUUCAGCUCAAACAACCUGGCUUGCUUUCACUAAAGUUUGAGGAUAAAACUUUCAACAUGGAGGUAAGACAGCACAAUAUUUAGUGUUUUAAUGUGUGUAGCUAGAUUUUUUAUUAUUAUGAUAAACUAUUCAUUCAAAUUCGCUUAAACUUUAUCUUUAAGGUGAAAUUAUCUAAUCUAGAUGGUAGUUGUAGAUCUACGUAUAAAUUAUGCUUUUUACAAUCAAAUACAAAUUUACAUGCACUUAACAACCAUCCUUACAUUUUAAGCUAACAGAGUUUUAUUUCCUGACUUUAAACGGUAAUAUUAUGGCUAUUCACUUCAGAAUAAAUUAAAACGCUUGUUUUAAUCCAACAGCUGAAUUGGUCUUUCUUCAUAAUUUACCCUGGCUUACUGAAAAAGUUAAAAACGUUUUCGUUCGACAAUUCACCAACCUAGCUCGACGAAAUACCAAAAGCAAGCAAACUUUGACCAUUGUUAUGAUAUUAAUUCAUGUAUAUAGUCAUUACAAGCGUAUUGACGUCAAUAUUCUUAUUUAAGGAAAUAUCGUUCAAGCGCUGGCUGAACUGCCAAGGAUACUUACCUGAAGCACUUCGAAAGCAAAGUUGGAUUUCGAACUUAUUCUUACGGUUGAGACCAACUUAGUGAUCAAAAACGUAUUUAGCCUUGAUGUAAGACAUUCCUUACUGGCUUAUUUUCCGAGGCUUAAAAGCAUCAUCCAUUGAUAGAGUUGAAAUAGGAAUAGAAAAGAAAAGGAUUUACCGUAACAUUUAUUAUAAUAAGCUACCGUAAAAUUCCGAAAAUAAGCCCCGGGGCUUAUAUUUUUCAAAGGCCCUUUUUGAGGAGCUUAUUUUUGGAGGGGCUUAUAUUCGGAGGGGCUUAUCUACGGAGGGAAAUUUGCGUUUCAAAAUCGAUUGGGCUAGCCUCAUAGUUGGAAUGAAAUUUACCGUUUUUUCUUUGUUUUGCUUUGUAUUUGAGGGCAAUUUCCAAGUACAAGCCCCCAGCGGGGCUUAUAUUCGGAGGGGCGAUUGAACGGAGGGUUUUUUUGCGUUACGAGUUUGGGGGGCUUAUAUUUGGGGGGCUUAUACAUGGAGGGGCUUAUUUUCGGAAUUUUACGGUAUGUUCACACUACAUUGGAUAGCCGGUAUAAAGACGAACGGUGAACAUAGCUUUAGUUUUAAAAUGCGGAGAAGUUAUUUACAUACGUCAAGCGGACAAAAUACUUUCUCUAUCUAAUACCUCCUCUUCAACGCAAAACAUUACGUUCGUUUAAAUGACUGUCAUAAAAAUGCGGCCAACAUUGUCUCUUGGUAGGGAAGUAAGCAAAAGGGUUUUAGAAAAACAUCCCAAAUUUAAAAUUAUGUUACAUUCAAAGGCUUUUGAGGCUUUGCGACUAUCUCCUCUCGGGCAGCUUUGCAGGGACUUUCGGCAAACUAAAAGACAAAAUCGAAUCAAUCUGGUCAAGUGGACGAAUGCUAAAAAAUGAAUAUUUUAACCUAUUCUGUAUAUUGCGGGCACUGUAUUUAGCGCGCGCAAAAACUUGAAAAGGAAGCUCAAUGGCUAUAAUUACGCGCGCAAGUUUCAAAAAUACACUGACGAAGUUGCAACGGGACAAGUAACGGAAGGACGACAGUUAACUAGUUGUAAAGCGAGGUCAUCAAGAUUCAGCCUAUUAUUUUUUCUUGUACAGUCAGAAGGAACUGUGUCUUCAAACGAAGUUGACAGGAAGUCGUUGGAAUAUCCCCCGCCUUUUGAAGACGAAGAAAGGCGAAAAGAGUUUGUUGCUAACGUUCGGUUGCGAUGUGAGAAAAUCUUAAAACAAGUGCGUCUAUUUAAGGAAACAUGUGAAGUUACAAAAGUGACUGAAGAUUUAUCGGAUCCAAGUGGAAGUGAUUCAACUACAGCAAGCACUAUUGAAGGCGAAAGUGAAGAAAAACUUUCCAUGGGCUCAUUGACUACAGAUCAGUUGUCGCAAAAGCUUAAGCAGCAUAUAGAACGGAUCAGUGAGUUACUGCAAGUUCAUGAUAUACCAGACGUAAGUUCCGUAAAACGCUUUAUUGAUAUAAACCGUCAUUUUUACAUUUUUAAUUUUCUCUUUCUUUUUAAUGCGUCUUUCUUCGACUUAAAAACUACAACUCAUGAACCUUUGAUCGUACCAAACAAGCUGUAACCAUGGCCACAGCUAUUAAUAAUAUAUUAACAUCAUCAUCACUGGAAAGGCCAUAUAAUCGUUUUGAUUCUGCAGGCUCUGGAGUAAUGAAUUAUAUCAGUCUAAGUUUAUGGUAUGAAAAUUAUUGCCGUUCCUUGAAUUUGUGUCGGCAUUACGCUGAUUUAGCAACAGAACGGGAACUUCAGUUGACAACGGCGCGCGCAAACCAAACAACUGGCUUGACCAAUGGCAGAGCGGCAAAAUGGGCACCCGAAGUCGUGUUUAGUUCUUUCCCCGCGCUUUCCUGUCGUCAACUGACGUUCCCGUCCUGUUUUUAAAUCAGCCUAUUUUUAGGACCGACACAUGAUGUAACAAAACGCGCCUUUUCCCUAUUAACUUUGUUUUAUACGAACUAAAUUUUAUGCCUAGUUUUAAAUUAUCUUUAUUUCUCAUAAUCAUUUAAAGACCUAAUUGGCUAUUUUUGCCUACUUAAAAAUUCUGAAUGUUGAAUAACUGUGCUAAAAAAUGGGGUUCAAAAUAUAAUUUUUCAUUUAAACUGCACAGAAUUCGUUUUCUCGUCCGUCUGGGACCUAUAGUGACAACUUUUGCCAUUUGCCAAUCCUUAUAAACUGCAGUGUAAGAUAAUCAAGACCGAAAAUGUUUUUAAAAGUUUAUUGAUGUUUUUUUGUUCUGUUUGUUUGUUUGUUUCUGGUAACAGCCUGAAAUGCUAAACGUAAAGCAAGAGGAGGUCAUAGAUUGUGAUGCUGCUCAAAACGUUCUGGAGGUCAAAGGCAUGCCAAAAGUUAUGGAAUUAAAAGAUCUCGGAAAAAACUCAGGCUCGAGUUCUUCGAAUGUGGCGGAGGUGGGGUCGAGUGUUUAUAAAGGCAAUGAUGAGUUUGCUACUUGCAGGAAUGCAGAAGAGCAAGCUGCAAAGUUAUCAAUAGUAGGAGAAGAAUUUUGUGAUGGAAAGAAACGUGCUCCCAAUCACAACGGCAUGUGGAUGAAUAAAAAGACCGAAGACGAGAGCAAAUAUUUCAUGAAUGAACACGACGCCAAAAACGAAGAGUCAAGCGAUGUUGAUCUCUCUACAAACUCUAAAGAAAUAAAUGAAACAAGCAAAGUUAUAAUCGAGGCGCUGUACUGGAGAAGGAAAACAGUUGCUGAAGAUGCGGCAAGGCUUCUAGCUGAAGCAAAUCAAACUAAAAUUGAAACGCCUGGAGACGAAAGUCAUGCCACUGAAAUUCUCAAUAGAAAGUUUGUAGACUCACCAGAUGAUAACAAGUUUAAAAAACGGAUGGCUUAUGAAACCAGGGCCAAGGAAAUCGUCCAGGACGUGUUUAGUCGCAUUGGAUGCUACGAGAACUUUGUCAGGCGGGCGGACUGGGCCGAUGAGACGACCACUGCUUCAGGGGAUCUGGGAACUACUCUUGUGGAUGAUGCUUACGAGGAGGUAUGGCGCCUUAUCAAUAGAACGUUACUUUAAAGCUCAAGUCGUAAGUCCAGGAACGAGGUGCUAAUCUGCGCUAGGGUUAUCCCCAAAUUGGAGAAAGACCGUUUCGAGAAUGAAGCACGAAAUACGCCCAUAAAAAGACAGUAGCACUGACCUUAAGGAUUGUCUUGUUGCCCCUUUGUAGACUUAACAAUUAUUCCACGAGUGCGCGUUGCACAUGAGAUGGUAGGCAGUCAACGAGGCGCGUAGCGCCGAGUUGCUAUAAUCAUCUCAUAUAUAUUCAACAGGCGCGAGUGGAAUAAUUGUUUUAUUAAAAACGCCCACAAAAUCUCGAGAAUUCUUCCCGACGUUAUUUGUAAAAACAGCCGAUUUUCAGCUUGUGUUUAGUUUUGAACAGACGCGUAUAGUUACCUUAAAAAUUUGGAGAGCUUGGUAUAAUGGCUCAUGAUAGCUAUUUAGCCAAUCAGAGCUCUAGAAUUGCAUUACUUAUUAUUAUUUACAACUUUAAAAGAAAUACUCCUAUGAUUCUCCUAUCCCUCUCGAGUAUCACGACAUUAGGGCCAUUUAUACGAAGAAUAAUAGGGCGCGUCUUUCAAAACACGCAAACUCAGUCCUGCAUAAACGGCACAUUAAGACGCGACUUAGCUAAGAUGCGUUUUAUCGAAGAAAAGGUGUUAAGGGCUGUUCUUAUAUAAGACGCGUCUUUGCUAAAUUUCAGACGAAAUAUGCCAUUUAUGCGGGAAGUUUGCGUCUUAUUUAGGACUCUUCUCAUGGAAGGCGCGUCUUAUUUUUCUUCGUUCUAACUCGGAGAAGCAACGCAUAUAUACAAGCAAAUAAGGCCUGUUCCCUUGGUAAAAAAGAACAAAAGUCGAGAUCCAGCAGCCCACUAUUCCGUAAAUAUUUCCCUUUGUAACUAGUUCAUUAGACAGUAUUGGUUGUUUUGUGUCUCUUUGCUGACAAUUUCCAUGACAACCAUAUGCGUUCAGGUUUUACAGAGAUAACCGGGUGUCAAGAACUCGGCCCUGAUAAUCAGCGUAGUUGCCUAUGAACGUAAUAAUAUUGGCUUGAAAAUGUGCCCAUUUUAAGGAAACGAGAGGAAAAUAAUUACAGAUUGUAAGCAUUAAGUGUGCGCUACAAUUAAGCUUUUCAAUGCUUUGUUCUUUCUUUUGCUUUAUUUAGGACGAAAGGAAGCAGGACGACAAGCAUUUUCCAACCUCAAAGGUCACGUGUGAUGGGACAAACCAAGAUGAUGGAAUAGUGUCAACUUCAAAGGUGAAAUCUGACGAUGAUGGGAAAGAUGAAAGACAUGUAUCAGUUCCGGAAGUGACGAGUGUUAUCGCAAAGGAAGAUGAUGGACAGAUGUCAGCUUGGUGGGUCACAAGCACAGACGUCGAUUACGUAGACCCACAAUUGACACCUGAUCCUGCAAAACAAAAUCGUAUACAACAGUCAUCGCUCGGAAUCACGUGCACGGACAAUGGUGACGUAGCCUCUGCUACCUCCAGCACCGCUCGACUAAUCACAAUAAGCACCGGAGAAGCAACAUCACGUGAUAUCGAAGAUGAGUCAAUGAAAAGACUUUCACAAAAGAAAGGUCGCAAAAGAUGGCCUGAGUUGAAAAAGAGACGACGUUCAUAUUUAGUUGGAAACAAAAUUAGUAUCGGGAAUGUUGUCGGGAAAGGUAUCAUCUCGAAACAGUCUACAGAAGGUACCAGUUGUAGAAUAUUUAACAAGCAUUUAAACAGCUACUUUAAACUGUAAUGCUUAAAACUCUUGUUUAUUGUUUGCAAAUAAGUGUAGCAGGCAUUCUACUCGACAGCUAAAGUUUCUCCACAAACCAAGAUGAAAUGGUCAAAUAAUACUUACAGUUUCUCAACGAAACGGCAUACUGGAUGUGGGCUUUGCUGUUCGCCAGAUGGCUGUGUUAUUAGCUGGUAAAACGUUGGAAAUAGAUAACAGGUGUAUUUAUUAAUUUGUUUAUUCACCACAGUGACUGGAUAUAAGUCACAGAUAGUAUAGCAUAGUAACAACAGGUAAAAUAGCAACCCUUUGUUUCCGGACACCUGGCCCCGGUUGUUCAAAAGAUGGAUAGCGUUAUCCACCCGUUAAAUCGCGAUCCGGUGAACACGUAUUAGGAAAACCAAUUGCAUUAUCCGAUGGGUAAUGCUCUAUCUGGCGGAUAACGCUAUUCACCUUUUGAACAACUGGAGCCUGACUUAUAGUCGGGACACACUCAUUCUUCCGUCAGUUUUCUCAUUUACUCUCUUUAAUUAUAAGAUGGACACCUCUAUGAUUUCUGGAGACGGACGGACACUUAGGGCGGGACUGCCAAAGGUCUUCGUUUUACUUAGGGCGCUUUCCCAAAGUCAGAACUGGCCGUCCGGACCAGACAUUUUGGCAAUGAAAUAAACUUUUUUGCAAUGGGUUUUGCUGAAAAACCAUCUUCUUUGUGCAUAAUAUUUAGGAUUUGUCUGGUUUGAAUAAAGGUGAAAUUCUCAUUACGAUGGGUAUGGGCUGGCUGGUCGGUUGUGAUAAAUCAGGAAAGCGCCCUGAUAAGAGUUGACUGUAUACAAAUUAAUGAGGCCCUGUUAGGGUGAAAUUCCGACAGGACACAUGGCCAUGAAACGGCGACAUAGGACAACAGAAAUGGCGGCAAACGACACACGAAGACGAAUUGAAACUACAAAACUAGCGACAAAGAAGUGCUCAAAUACAGUAGUAAAAUACCGACAGGGACAUGGCUUCCUCCUCAAAACGCGAAGACGAGGGACAUACGGACCCCUCCCCUCCCCCUUUCCCUAAGAGGGCGUUAUUAAUGCAGUUUAACACAUUUUUUAACAGUCAAUAUCAGAGGCCCUGAAGCCAUGAAUUGAAGUACAAGCAUCGUUAUCGCAUUUUACCACAGUAAUGAGUUUUACAGUAUUUGUUUUGUCCCGACAAGGCUCAUUCUUGGACCAGUAUGAGAUAUCUAGCCCCGGCACAAGGCACAAAGCAAUACUGCAAUGAAUUAUUUCUUUAUAUGUAGAUAAUUGUUCAGAAGAGGCUAGACUCAUCGUGGACGAGGAGAAGCUAGUUGCCUUGAAAGAAUUCAUUGCACUUGGAGGUACGCGUUAAAAUAAUUUAAAACAGUUUUGAUAGCACACAUUCAACUUUAUUGACAGGAAAGAAAUGAGUGAAGAUAUGCUAUGCUGUCCACACUGAUCUGGUCAAAUUUGAAAACGUUCACUAAGGAACAGAGCCUGUGUACAGACCCCCCCCCCUCCCCUCAGUAAAAAUUGGAGGGGGGGGGGGGUCUGUACACAUGCUAUAAGGAACAUGGCUUUACUACAGUCUACAUGGGAUUUUACAAGAUGAGCGAUUUUUCGCCCCCUCGUUGGUCGGGAGCUAUGGUCUAUGAGUGUGUAGACCGUACAAAACGAUCGUCAUUUUCCGUGAUGAUUCAAUUGUGAGCAGAGGUCCUGUAAAAGCAUAGCUUUUAUGCUUUCAUCUCAAAACGAACAUUAAAAUCCGAACAAAAAGACCAUGAAGACCUUUGUAACUCUUGAUCGGAAAUUCCAACGAAUAUCUUGUUUCAUUGGCCGCCCGUUUGUCCUUCACCAAAAUUUUGAAAUCCUCGGGAAUGAAGCUUGUCAUUCUACGCAUGCUCGAACUUUGAAAGAGGUAAUUCCACACAGGAACAAAGCUACAAUAGCAUCAUUAGUCGACCUGUAAAACAACUUUUUGAAAGUUUCGUUCCUUUUUUACCAGAUCGAUAGUGACAAGAAAAUAGCUCAACUCGCCUCAGAAGGCGGCCUUUCUUGUGGUUUAAAGAAUAAUUUUUUGGAAUGUUCUCUUUUGAUGUAUUUAAUUUUAGACACCAAAACUGCAGGUGGAGAUAAUGUCGUGGUGUUAAAUCCUUCCAAGAUCCCGAGUAAAAGAGAGUUUGCUGGAAAGAAAGAGUACAACGAGGUCAUGGAUUCUUUACUAUGGUAGGCUUGCAAAUAGCCCUUAAAUGUUAGACUGAUUUAGCAACAGAACGAAAACGUCAAUUGAGGACGGGAAAGCGCGCAAAAAGGACUAAGAGCUAGAGUUCCGGUGCCCAAUUUGCCGCUCUACCAUUGGUCAAACCAGUUGUUUGAUUUGCGCGCGCCGUCGUCAACUGACCGCUUUCCCGUCCAACAAUAGUGGAAAUGCCAAGAACUUACUCCCCAAACGAAGCUCGGUGAUGAAACAAGCAAGUCCGAGGUCAUCAUGCGUAUGAGCUAUUAAUUAUGAAUUGCACUGGAACAAUCUUAACUCUCCUGCUCGAUCUACUUUUGAUAUAGGAUCGAUAGCCUACGAGCACACUUCCUGCCCAACUGUUCUAAAAACUUCUGUGUAAACGUCACAUGUAUUAGUAUUGAAACUCACCCACAAAGUUCUGCCUCGUACCCAGACCUCUCUUACUCUACAGAACCUCCCCUAACGGCCACCUCUCCGCAACGGCCGCUUUUUUUGGCGGACAGUCCAUACAUCGACUCCUUUUAAACCUCUCUAAAACAGCCCCCUCUCUACAAAGGCCACUUUCUUCUGUCCCCGAGCUUAAGGGGGCCAUAUUGGAGAAGUUCAACUGUAUGUAAUUGUAGGCGUCAACAAAAAAUUGCGCGGCAGGUAGCGUUCGCUCACCGUUCUGUCUGUCCCACCUUUGUCAUUCUACUCGUUCCGGGCGUUCUCAAUAAACACCUGUGGAGGAUCCUUCGCAAGGUUAAUUUUACAUUCAAACAUUUAUUUCAGGCAUGCUCAAAAAUUUACAGACGAGAGGGUGGAAAGUGACAGUUUUGUCCUCACGGUUCACGCUGCUAGACAGAGAAGAAGUCGACUUCGUUCUCGCAAAUGGGCGAUGGAAUUUUAUAAGUUUUUAAAACAAAGGUAACAACAAUUUAAAGCAAGUUUAUUUUUGGCUUCUAUGAUUCGCCUUGAAUAUAUUACUUGGUUUAAGUUUGAAAGUGGUUAUUGUGUCUGCAGUUUCAAUCACUCUUAUUGUAAACCAGAGAUUUUCAAACAGUAUUUGUUGUAUGUAUGCGGCGUUACCGGGCGUACCAAGGAGUUGCUGUGAGAGCCUUGUCAGUUUUUGUAACUUAAUAAUAAGGACGCUUGUCUAGGGGGAGGAAUGGCAACGGUGAACGACAGUGAACAAUGUAACAUCUAUACGUGACCAGCUAGCUAAUUAGUAUGGGUAAUAGCAUGAUUUGUAGUAGCUUGUAGUUAUAUUUGGCAUAAAUACCACGAGUGAUAUUUCAAAAUUGUUAUACGUAAUUUCACGAGCCGUUAGGCGAGUGAAAUUUGAGACAAUUUUGAAAUAUCACGAGUGGUAUUCAUGUCAAAUAUCACGUACAAAUCAUGCUAUUAUUUGUUUAUACUACUACCUGCAAAAGGUUUGUAAUUUUCACACGUAGGUAUAUAUUUCAAAUUAAGCUGAAAUACCACUGCUCUAAGCCAAUAAUAUUGCAGUAAUUUCUCAUGUAGUAGUAUAAACCGAGUUAUAUAUCAGCGCGCCGAUUUUUCAAACCUCUUAAUGUAGUUUGAAUCUAUUCUCUUUCAUCGUGUUCUCUAAAUAAUUCGUAUUUUGAAGGUAUCGAGACAGAUUAACCCGCUGUGUGCUUUUGAAGCCUUCUCUCAAACUUAGAGCAUUGGUGGUUUUAUCACGGCCCUUUCUUUCGUAAGUAACUGCACUAACGUUUGCUUUUGGUCGCUCAUGGAAGCUCCCAUACAUUCGACAUACGUACAUGUACAUUCCCAGACCCUUUAUUUCCUGGAAGCAGCGGAUUCGCUUAGUCUCUCUGUGACUUAAUAGCUUAGACUGCACAGCACUAGAGACAAGAGUGCUAUUGGUAAUACAACACAACAAUAGAAAUUUUGUUUAGUUAUUUAUUUAUCCAAACGCAAGCCAAUCUAGGUAAAGGCAACUUCGGGGAAAGUGACGCUUAACAUUGUAGUUAUACUUAGGCAGUUUAUCAAUUAAAUUAUCUUGAUACCGCGCGCAGAAUAUCAAAACAAAUAAAUCAGUUUUGCUUGAUUCUGAAUAUUAGUCUUAUUGAAAAACAUUCAACACCGAAAUGAAUGGCAGUAUAGUGUUACAGCAAACUGACAUGCCACACACUUUCCUAUAUACGGGCACAUAGUAACUGAAAAGGGAUAAAUAAACUGCUCUCUUUUUAAAUAGUGAAAGCAUGAAGGAAAAGAUCUACAUUGUGAGGAGUCGACGAGAUUUUGCCUCGGCCCAAGGUAAGGUUUUAAGGAAAAUUGCUUCACUAAGGGUUUACAUGCAAUCUGCUUAA
Porites lobata is the source of this 9961-nucleotide messenger RNA. NCBI's taxonomy places the organism in Eukaryota, Metazoa, Cnidaria, Anthozoa, Scleractinia, Poritidae. The record is from the annotation of a GenBank genome assembly.